CAUGUUCGCAGUGUCUGCUGCGCAUUUUCUCAAUAUUCCCUUUGCCUCUCCUCGUCACUCGCUGUAGCUUCCUAGCGAAGAACGGCACGCCAAAACAUGGAAUCCCUGUGCUUUUCGGCACAGAAAAUCUAAUGUCCUCGCGAAUAGAUACGUGAUUCUCUGUCUCCCAUGUCGGUCAAUCGCAAAGAAAUUUCGAGCGACAUGCAGACAAGAAGUCUUAGCGAAAUAUCGGAGGUAGACACCGUACGGGUCGGUAUGGAUCUUGUAUCGGCCGCGCGGAGAAAUAUCGGGCUAAUGAGGACUGUUAGAGACUGUCAAUGGCUGCAACGGAGACCCGUAAUCCUUGAAGCAAUCAGGAGGUAUGAUGAGCUAUGGAUGCCGUUGAUUUCCGAUCUUACUGUAGGGUCAACCCCUCCUAUGGUUCUCCCUCCAGUCGAUGUUGAGUGGGUUUGGUUUUGUCAUACGCUGAAACCGGUGGGUUACAGGCAAUAUUGUGAAUUAAGGUUCUCGAAGUUGAUAGGGAAAGCAGCUAUCUUCGAUGAAGAAAACGAAGAGUACGCAUUGAUGAGAUGCAGAGAAAUUUGGGAGCGUAGAUACCCAAAUGAGAGUUUUGAGAACGAAAUCGAUUCAAAUUCUCAAGACCCAGUUGUUAAAUACGAAGAUCUUUACAGUGAUGUGAUGAAGCAGAGGGAUUUGUACUUAAAAUUUUCUGCCCCCUACGUGUCUGAGAUUGUUUAUCUGAUAGCAGCAAGACAAAGAUAUAAAGGGUUCUUGCUGAUAUUGCAGAAAUUCACAGAGGAACUUUCCUGUUUCGUGCCAACCUUGGAUAUAUUUCUCAUGUGGCUCACCCAUAUGAGCUACCCAACAGUGUAUGUGGAGGACUUGAAGGACAUGUGGGAUGAUAUGGGUAAGGUAGUGGGGCUGUUGGGAUCUAUGAAGGAAAAAGAUAUGGAAGAAACAAAGGAGCUUUGGGACAGAUGCUUUAAUCAACCUUAUGAGAAAGCUGGUGGCGGGUUAGCCAUGGGAUUAAGUGAUCGGUCUGCAGUGAAUUGCCCGGUUUACUGGGUUGAAUCUGAUACAGAUGUAAAUACCAAAUACAAGUCCAUGCACCCUAGGUUCCUCUUGGAGGUUUGUAUAUUUGUGAAGCUCAGCUCCAAGAUGAAGUCAAUGCAAGAGGAUAAGAAACGAAAUUUUUUGCGUCUGCGAAUAACAAGAUGUCACAGGGAGCUCAAGCUUGAUAAACCAAUCACAAACUUUUCCCACAACAAAUGGCUGAAAGCUUGGCACCUUUAUUGUGAGUUUGGAACCAGAGGACUUGUGCUGGACCUACGUCAUAGGGGUGGCUACUGCUUCAAAGGAAGCAAAUUGCAGGGAACCAUAGCAUUUUCAUGGAAUGAUUUAUUAAGAGCACCUUCCGUUACUUCAGCGAGAAAAAUUAACGAAGAAGUUAGGGUUUUUGUUUCAUUAACUCCCCCAGUUCAAGCACCAUACUUGCUGAAAUGUGUACCAGACAGGGUAACAGAUGAUACUGGUGCUAUGAUAUCUGAUGUGAUUCUGAAAUUAAACCAGUAUAGGCCUCAAGAAGGACGGUGGCUCUCUCGUACUGUUCUUGAUCAUGCAGGGAGGGAGUGUUUCAUUGUCCGAGUAAGAAUUGGAGGAGGGUUUUGGAGAAGAGGAGCUGAAACUCCAUCGAAUGUGAAGUGGGAUGAUCGGAUAAUAGAGAUACGUGCGGGUUCUUGGUCUUACGUAGCUGGUUCCAUUGGUAGAGCUCCAGAGAAAGUGAUAGCAACAGCGUCACCAAAAGAACCUCCAGACCAGUGGCAAGCCGCAUGGCAAUUCUCAACAGGAGAUGAACUUAUGAUAAGAUGGGAGUCAUCGUCAUCAUCCUCAGGCCUGAACUUCUGUCUGAUAAAUCAAACAUCUACUGAUUCAUCGGUGAAGUUAUUGAGAGGUCGGAAAAUGGAGUAUCAAGUUAAGGAUAAUAAUCAAGAGAGCGAAAGCAAAGAAAGUGAAGACGACGAAGAGGAGUUUGUGACAGUGGUUAGAGUGACAGAAGAGAACCCAGAUGGAAAAGCAACCGCCCUACUGAACUGGAAGCUCCAGGUAGUAGAAGUUCAGCCGGAGGAGGAUGCACUUCUGGUGCUACUACUAAGUGUUUCGAUGCUGAGAAGCAUAUCAGAGAUGACAAAGCAAGACUUAGGCAGUUUGUUGAUUAGGAAGAGAUUAAAGGAAGCGAAAAUGGGUUCUAGAGAUUGGGGUUCAGUAAUUCUCCAUCUGUCUUCAUGGCCAUCAUCGUCUUGCAUUACUUCACCUCAUCUUCAACCUUGGUACUGGAAUUCUAAUGCAGUAAUGGCGCGGGAUGGGAGAACAGAGAGUGUGACAAGGCAACCUGGGCUUGAUUAUUCACCAGUUGAAGGUGGUGAUAGGUUCUACAAGAAAGGAAUCUUAUAACAUGAAAUUCCCCAAGGCAAACUCAGAUUUAUAUAUUCUAGUUGUUAGCAUAGAUGAAAAUGCUUUUGGUACCAGAGCUUGUUGUUGAAGAAGUUUAGUGAUAUGGUGCGUAUCACUUCUGUAUCACUUGCAGCCACCUGUUAAUGCUCUACCGUGAAGUUAUCAUGUGCUCUGUUAUGAAGUUGUCGUACUCUGUUAUUCUAUUAUGCAGCUAUUACAUUUGGUUAUAA
Carica papaya (papaya) is the source of this 2681-nucleotide messenger RNA. RefSeq names its product enolase (DUF1399). The record is from RefSeq and is a predicted model, not a curated record. NCBI's taxonomy places the organism in Eukaryota, Viridiplantae, Streptophyta, Magnoliopsida, Brassicales, Caricaceae.